Paramacrobiotus metropolitanus is the source of this 1429-nucleotide messenger RNA. RefSeq names its product inositol monophosphatase 1-like. Gene Ontology annotation, molecular function: inositol monophosphate 1-phosphatase activity. The record is from RefSeq and is a predicted model, not a curated record. Gene Ontology annotation, biological process: phosphatidylinositol phosphate biosynthetic process; inositol metabolic process; signal transduction. The transcript is spliced from 8 exons. Lineage: Eukaryota; Metazoa; Tardigrada; Eutardigrada; Parachela; Macrobiotidae. The coding region runs from base 185 to 1042 and encodes 285 amino acids.
UGUGGGUUGCCUUGCCUUGCCAGAUUCCAGAAUCGGCAUAAAGGCAAAAAGGGAUCCUAUCCCAACAAGCUUUUUUUGAAUUUUGGAUUUGCAACUGCUGUAUUAUUGCGUGCGCUCAGUUUGGAAUUGGCUUUGAAAUCUGAAAUCGCUAUAAAUAGCCUGUAAUUACUGUACCGAUUUCACCAUGGUCGUUACUGGUGAUAUGGCCGAAAUACAAUCUUGGGCUCUGUUUGCCGAGUUUGUUGCAAAGGAGGCAGGCGAGACGAUCCGCACUGCAAUGAAAGCCGAGAAGAACAUCACGCUGAAAUCGUCUGUUGUUGAUCUCGUUACGGAAACGGAUAAGGCAGUGGAGGCGUUUAUCAUUGACUCCCUAAAAGGGCGGUAUCCAGAUCACAAAUUUAUAGGCGAAGAGUCUGACGCCGCCGGUCAAAAAGCUGAGCUGACAGAUGCUCCCACCUGGAUCAUUGAUCCAAUUGACGGAACCACCAAUUUUGUGCACUCUUUUCCGUAUGUAUCGGUAUCCGUUGGAUUAGCCGUACAGAAGGAGCUGGUUGCGGGUAUUAUCUACCACGUAAUGGCUGAUGAAAUGUACACUGCCAUAAAAGGCGGAGGCGCAUUCUGCAACGGAAAUGCCAUCAAAGUUUCCCAAGCUACAGAAAUGGCUGGAUCUUUGGUUGUUACGGAAGUCGGAUCCGGUAGGGACCCAUCAAGGAUGGAUGCAUUUUACAAAAAUCUGGAAGCGGUAUUAGGCACCAAUGCGCAUGGUAUACGUGCUAUGGGAUCCGCGGCUCUCAAUAUGUGCAUGAUCGCCAGAGGCUCCGGCGAUGUGUGCUACGAGUACGGAAUUCAUUGUUGGGAUAUGGCGGCGGGAUACGUUAUUAUUAGGGAAGCGGGAGGAUUUUGUUGCGAUCCAACCGGGGGAUCCUUCAACAUGAUGGCGAGACGUGUUAUUGGUGGUGCUACCGAAAGCAUUUGUAAACAGCUGUCGGGAAUUUUGACUCACAUUGAGCUGGAACACGAUGGACGUGCGUCGGCCUCGUGAUCCGUUAAUUAAAAAUGAUGUAACACUCCUGGAUCGAUUCUCCAUCUAGUCAUUUCAACUUCCUUUUGGCUUGCUAGUUGGCUGUUGCCAAUUUGCUCUUGCUACUGAAUGGUUAAAGUUCAGUGCAUUCCAGUUACUUCCGGUUCAAGGUUUUAUUUUUCCUAUUAGUGGUGGCCACUGUCAGAGCCUCAGUUGCUGGUGAAAUCAUAGGAUAUUAAUUUUGUCAGUGUGCGUUGGGCGUUUUUAUUUUGAUAAGGUGACUGAAUGAUGGUAGACUUUAAUUGUUUUUCGGUUUAAAUAUGGCUUUUUUAAUGGUCGUGACUCGUGAGCACUUUGUUUUGUUGUGUCAUGAAAUGUGACAAUUUCAUUAAAAGCAUACACGUUGAA